AUGACUUCGAAAUUUUUGUUAGAGUUAUCUAACGAUUAUGAAAGACUUUUUGAAACAGAAAUUGGAUAUGACGUUAUUAUUUAUUCCGGAGAAGAAUCAAAUAUCAAAGAAAUUCAUGCUCAUUCAAAUAUUUUGUGCAUUAGAUCUCAAUACUUUCGCUCUGCAUUUUCUAAUGAAUGGGCUGAAAAAAGAGAUGGAAAAUUUAUAUUCAGAAAACCAAAUAUUUCGCCACAAUUAUUUAAUAUCAUUCUUAGGUUUAUUUAUUGUGGAAAUAUUGAAUUGGAGAAAUUACAGGGUUCCGACGUAUUGAAAUUAUUGAUAGCAGUUGAUGAACUCAAUAUCAAUUCAUUGAUUUCACAUAUUCAAGAAUUUUUGAUUGAUCAUCAAACUGAAUUUUUACAACAAAAUCCAACUGAAAUUCUUGAAACCGUUUAUCAACACGAAGCAUUUGCGGAUUUAUGGAAUUUCUAUCUUGAAAAAGCUUGUAUAGAACCUAAAAUUUUAUUUAAUUCUGAUAAAUUUAUUAACUUGAAAGCUCCAUUAUUAGAAUUAUUGUUAAAAAGGGAUGAUUUGAAUUUAGAUGAAAUUGAAAUUUGGGAGAAUUUAUUGAAGUGGUGUUCUGCUUGUCAAAAUAUAGAGAAUGAUCUAACAAAAUGGAACAGAGAAGAUAUUACAAAGAUUAAAAGGGAAUUGAAUAGAUUUAUUCAUUUAAUUCGAUUUUAUGAUAUUGAACCUGCAGAUUUUUUUUAUAAGGUUUAUUGUUAUAAGGAUAUCCUACCACAAGAUUUAAUUCAUGAUCUUUUGGAAUUUCAUAUAGUACCUAAUGUGAAACCUAAAGAUAAUUUACAACCUUCAAGAAAAACAUAUUUUAAAAAACUUGAUUCAACCUUGACUGGAUCAGACUGUAUUCCUGUUUUUGCUUCGUGGAUUGAUAAAAAAGAUUCUUCACAUUAUAAUAAAAAAGAUGCUCCCUAUAAUUUUAAUUUAUUAUAUCGUUCAAGUCGGGAUGGAAUUGAUCCUGGUUCUUUUCACAGAAAUUGUGAUAAUAAAGGAGCUACUAUUUACAUAGUAAAAAUUAAAGAUUCAACACAACUAGUCGGAGGAUAUAAUCCACUUGACUGGAAUGGAAAUGAUUGGAAAACUACAUCAGAUAGUUUUUUAUUUAACUUUACAGAUAAGAAAAAUGUUUCUACUGGAAAAGUAAGCUAUGUUAAUAAACAACAUCGUGCUGUUUAUUGUUAUUAUAGUUGGGGGCCAACUAUGGGUAAUUUAUACUGUAAAUAUGAUAAUAGGUGGUAUUAUGAUAUCUAUUCCGAUGGUGAGCGAUAUUCUAAUAUAGGAAUUCCAAAAAGAUUUGAAGUGGAAGAUUAUGAAGUAUUUCAAGUAGUUGAAAAAUAA
Messenger RNA from Rhizophagus irregularis DAOM 181602=DAOM 197198, 1398 nucleotides. The record is from RefSeq and is a predicted model, not a curated record. NCBI's taxonomy places the organism in Eukaryota, Fungi, Glomeromycota, Glomeromycetes, Glomerales, Glomeraceae.